GAUUCUACCCCUCUGCAGUAGGAGGUGUUUUCACAAGUCCUUUUUAUCUCUUGUGGCUGUUUAAAAGCCUGGCUGAAUUCGCUAGCGAGUGCUGCAACGUGAAGACCAGCAACAGGAAGUGCGUCUGCUGAGGGCGGCAGAGGAGCGCGGAUCUGCAGGAGAAGAGAGCCCCUUCCUGGUCUCCCUGCCUUCCCCGCUUCCAUCCACACUCUGCCGCCCUUUCUCUAGAGUGGCGUUAGGCAGUUUAGGGGAUCCGAGCCGGUGAUGGUGCUGGGGAAGGGAGAGCAGACCGCGGGAGAGAAGAGGCCUGUGAAGACGGUGCUGCCAUUGUGAGUGCUCUGGGAUUUUCCUCUUUGGACUCCUCUCAUCAGGGACAUGGGCUGCCAGAGUAGGGAGGCCAGCACAUGCUGGAGAAAUCAGUCAAGGUGGUCGAACCCUGGGGCUCAUGGGAGGAGAAACCCUGGAUCCUGGGCUGCUGGCAUGGAGAUUGUCUGAGGUGUUCUGAAACACUACCCUCUCCUUUUAAAACGUGUUUCUAAUACAUCCUCCUACCUCUUGACGAGAAUGGAUUUUAAUCUAUGUCUGUAUGAAAUUGGGGAGCAACUGGAAAGUGAUGAACUGGCCUCCCUCAAGUUCCUGAGCCUGGACUACAUCCCUCAUAAGAAGCAGGAACCCAUCCGGGAUGCCCUAAGUUUGUUUCAGACACUCCAGGAAAAGAGGAUGUUGGAGGAAAGCAAUCUGUCCUUCUUGAAGGAGUUGCUUUUCCAAAUUAAUAGAGUGGAUCUGCUGACCAGAUGCUUAAACACUAGCAAGGAGGAGAUGGAGAGAGAGCUUCAGAUCCCAGGCAGGGCUCAGAUUUCUGCCUACAGGGUCAUGCUUUUUCAGAUUGCAGAAGAUGUCACCAAACUGGAAUUACGUUCUUUUAAGUUUUUUUUGAGGCAGGAGAUCUCCAAAUGUAAACUGGAUGAUGACAUGAGCUUGCUUGAUAUUUUUGUAGAGAUGGAGAAGAGAGUCAUCCUAGGGGAAAGAAAUCUGGACGUCCUAAAAAGAAUCUGCGACCAAAUCAACAAGAGCCUGCUGUUGAAAAUCCGUGAUUAUGAAGAAUUAAGCAGAGAGAGAAGAGGGAGCCUUGAAAGGAGUGCAGAUGGACCUUCAAAUGGGGAGGGGCCAUCUGGAAUGCUGGCAAUGGCGGAUUCUUCUAGAGAACAAGACAGUGAGUCACAGACAUUGGACAAGGUUUAUCGAAUGAAAAGUAAACCUCGGGGCUACUGUCUGAUCUUCAACAAUCACAAUUUUAGCCAAGCACGUAUGGAGGUACCCAAACAUCAGAGCAUUAAGGACAGGAAUGGAACAGACGUGGAUGCAGAGGCUUUAGACAAGACCUUCAGUGAACUUCAUUUUGAGAUAGUACAUUACAAAGACUGCACUGCUAAAAAUAUCUGUGAUAUUUUGAAAUUCUACCAACGCAAGAAUCACAAUAGCAAGGAUUGCUUCGUCUGCUGUAUCCUCUCCCAUGGAGACAAGGGCAUUGUCUACGGCACUGAUGGACAGGAGGCCUCCAUAUAUGAGCUGACCUCUUAUUUUACUGGUUCCAAGUGCCCUUCCCUUGCUGGGAAACCCAAAGUCUUUUUUAUUCAGGCUUGUCAAGGGGAUAACUACCACAAAGGGGUACCUUAUGAAACCGACUCAGAGGAGAGGGAAGCUUAUUUGGAAAUGGACUCACCUGAAAGGAGAUAUAUCCCAGAUGAAGCUGACUUUCUGUUGGGGAUGGCCACAGUGAACAACUGUGUUUCCUAUCGAAGCACUGUAGAGGGAUCCUGGUAUAUCCAGUCACUUUGCCAGAGUCUGAGAGAAAGAUGUCCCCGAGGCGAUGAUAUUCUCACCAUCCUGACUGAAGUAAACUAUGACGUGAGCAAUAAGGAUGACAGGAUACACAAGGGGAAACAAAUGCCACAACCCACCUUCACACUAAGAAAAAAACUCUACUUCUCUCUUCACUGAUGCUGCUGUUUACAUGUAACACUAUGCUUACCUUUCGAUAAGCUACUUCUGUUUUGCACUUUUUUAUUUUUUGGAUUUUUUGGAAAGAGAGAGACUUCUCUGGCUUUUUAACAGCAGUCAUGUUUUGAAAUUUAUAAUCAUAGCAUUAUUUUAAUUGUACUUUUAAAAAAAUGGAAAAGAGUCUGAAGGAAAUACAGUUCUCAUGAAAAGUAUGGUAAAUUUUAAAGAAAUGUGCAAAAUUUCAGUGUUUAAAAUCAGUGGCCAAUUGUUUCAUCACUCAUCUUCUGUCUGUUUUCAAUCCCAAAGAAUUUAAUUUCAUUCCUUUCAAAUUAUUAGGCCCUAAAACAAGACAAAACAAACAAAAAACAGGUCAUUUUUCCAACCUUUUAGCCUUUAACAGUGACACAAAAACAUUUAAGGCACAGAAGAGGGGAAGUGAAAGUAAUUUCCCGCUAAGAGGCCCCAGAUAAACAAAUACUAAAGUACUGGGAGACACUACCUGUUUCUCCUCUCUGUGAGAGGGCCGUAUCUCAUUCCUAGUUCCUAUGGUAAUCUGUCAAUUUGUAUUCCAGCCAUCUGUUGUGGCUCUCUGGGGAAUGCCUGAGAUAGCCUCUCAAAGGUCACUGAGGGAGAUUUUGUUAUCUGACCUAGCUAAAAGAACCGUAUCUAUAUUGAGGUCUAGUGUGUAAUGCUCCAGCCUCCAGACUGGUCACAGCUGGGAGAUGGGACAGCAAUAUCAGAAACACUCGAGCUUCCUUCUUGCCUCAAAAGCAAUGGAAAGAUCCUCUGAUUUCAUGAUGAAAGGCAUAUGACUCUAUUUGGCUUAGAUUGUGAUUUCACAAGACCUAGGGAUGAUUUUCUUGGAGGUUUUUGUGUUAGGACAUGCACACUCGCCAGAGAGCAAGAGAGACAGAGACAGUGAGAGGGAAGAUGAGAAAUCACCCCCUGCUCCAGGGGAGAUGGCCACACCACAAUCCAUUUUCCAUUCUCCUCCCAGGUU
Messenger RNA from Tupaia belangeri chinensis (Chinese tree shrew), 3001 nucleotides. RefSeq names its product caspase 8 (gene CASP8). The record is from RefSeq and is a predicted model, not a curated record. Gene Ontology annotation, molecular function: cysteine-type endopeptidase activity; protein binding. Bases 565 to 2001 code for a protein of 478 amino acids. Gene Ontology annotation, biological process: apoptotic process; regulation of apoptotic process; proteolysis. NCBI's taxonomy places the organism in Eukaryota, Metazoa, Chordata, Mammalia, Scandentia, Tupaiidae. The transcript has 11 exons.